GCAUGGCAUAUUAAAAUUAAAUCGUUGCUGUCUUAAUUUUUAGUAUUUUUAAAGUUUGUAAUACGACUUGUAAAGUCUUUCAAAUAUUUUGUUUUCGAAUUGAACAAUCUCGUUUAAAUAAUGUCUGCCAAACCGAAGAAAGAGGAAAAACCACAAAAAGAAAAGCAACCCGUAGACGAGGUUCUAAAAAUCAACAAAUGGGAUGGUUCAGCAGUGAAGCAUGCUCUUGAUGAUGCUGUAAAAAGUGCGCUUUUAGAUCGUCCGAAUUGCAAAGAACACUUCGGUUUAAUUGAUAUACGUUUAGGAAUAUGUGCUUUCGCAGUUACUGUUGCACUUAUCGCAUUAGGAUGGGAUCACCAAAAUCCUUUUCCGGAAUCGAAACCGGUUCUAGUGAUGUGCGUUACAACAUAUUUUAUACUAAUGGGUAUUUUAACAAUAUACACUACAUUUGGAGAAAAGGGAAUUUUUGCGAUUGCAAUACAAACUGAUCCAGACGGUAAAACUACAAGAACAUGGCAGGCUAGCUCUGAUAUGAAAAAAUACGAUGACAAAUAUACAUUGGUGUUAACAGUGCAAGAUUCAAAAUCUAUAAGAGAAGCAACUACAACAAAAUCCUGUGCUUCAUUUAUUGACAGCAACGGUGUAAUUCUAUCUAAUUUAGUAGCGAAUGAACUUAAUAGAUUGUAUAAUUCUUUAACAAUUGAAAAGAAAGAAAAAUAACUAGAUGUAAAGCAUAAACGAAAAAUUGAAAUAAUUUAAAUUAUUCAUUUUGAAUGAAGCACAUGUUAAGCAUUUAUUAAUGAUUCAUUUUAGGUAUUACAUCGAAAUUUCAAAUUUUCUUUUUGAAUAGAUAAUAGAAUUUUAAUAAGGUAUCUUAAUAUUGAAGAUUAAAAAAAGAGUAUGGUUAUUCUCAAAAUGAAAAAUUUUGCUUGUAUUUUUUUUAAAUUGUUUUAAAUUUUGUAGAUAACAAAAAUUUAUUGUUGGAAAGAAAAAUUGUAAACCUAAUUAUCAAUUUCACCUAAUAUUU
Condylostylus longicornis is the source of this 1027-nucleotide messenger RNA. RefSeq names its product signal peptidase complex subunit 2 (gene Spase25). The record is from RefSeq and is a predicted model, not a curated record. The transcript has 2 exons. Bases 121 to 720 code for a protein of 199 amino acids. Gene Ontology annotation, biological process: protein targeting to ER. NCBI's taxonomy places the organism in Eukaryota, Metazoa, Arthropoda, Insecta, Diptera, Dolichopodidae. Gene Ontology annotation, cellular component: signal peptidase complex; membrane.